This is a messenger RNA of Pseudozyma hubeiensis SY62, 1002 nucleotides long. Its product is annotated as dihydrodipicolinate synthase. The record is from RefSeq and is a predicted model, not a curated record. Gene Ontology annotation, molecular function: 4-hydroxy-tetrahydrodipicolinate synthase activity. Bases 1 to 1002 code for a protein of 333 amino acids. The transcript has a single exon. Lineage: Eukaryota; Fungi; Basidiomycota; Ustilaginomycetes; Ustilaginales; Ustilaginaceae.
AUGACGCAAACCACCAACGGAUAUCAACCCACACCCCUCCAACCGGGAGUGUGGACUCCGCUCGCGACACCCUUCGACGCCUCGGAAGAGAUCGACUACGCCUCGUGGAAGACGCACGUCCUGCGCAUCGCAUCCGCCGGCUCUGGUCUCGUCAUUAUGGGUACCAACGGUGAGGCCAUCCACCUCUCCGCACCCGAGCGAUUCCAGCUCGUCUCCACCGCGCGUCAACACCUCGCCUCCUCCGGCCUCUCUUCGACCCAGAUCAUCGCCGGAACCGGUGUCGGUUCGGUCAAGGAGACCAUCUCCAACUGCGUGGAUGCGGCGAAAGCCGGUGCGGAUGCGGCGAUCGUCAUCCUCCCCGGUUACUUUGCAGGUGGGUUGGGGAAGGAUAGGUUUGCGAUCAAGCAGUUCUUCACGCGCGUGGCGGAUGCAUCUCCGAUCCCGGUGAUGGUGUACAACUUCCCCGCCUGUGUAGGCGGGAUCGAUCUGGAUUCCGAUCUGAUCAUUGAUGUCGCUCAACAUCCCAACAUCUGCGGUGCCAAACUCACCUGCGCCAACGUGGGAAAGGGUGGUCGUAUCGCCGCUGCCAUCUCCCGACCCAACUUCCACGUCUGGAGCGGUUUCGCCGACAUCAUCGUCCCCGCUUCUACAGCCGGAUUCACGGGCGUCAUCGCAGGUAGUGGAAACAUCAUCCCCCGAACCCUCGUCGAACUCUACACGUUGACCAAACAGGCAGCGGACGAGAAGAGCUGGGAUAAACUGCAGAAGGCCCAGCAACUGCAGAAGGUCGUAAGCCACGCCGAUUGGGUGCUGUUCAAGGCAGGUAUUCCAGGUACAAAGUGCGCGUUGGACAGGUGGUACUACGAGUACGGCGUUUGCAGGAUGCCGCUGCAACCGGCGAGCAAGGAGGUGAGGCAGAUGCUGGAGGUGGAGUUGAAGGACGCCAUGCAGCUCGAGAGACAGUUGGAGGAGAGGGAUGGUGUGACGACGGCAAAGGCUUGA